This is a messenger RNA of Microdochium trichocladiopsis, 1199 nucleotides long. RefSeq names its product Vps51/Vps67-domain-containing protein. Gene Ontology annotation, cellular component: membrane; EARP complex; GARP complex. The coding region runs from base 155 to 1126 and encodes 323 amino acids. Gene Ontology annotation, biological process: Golgi organization; lysosomal transport; retrograde transport, endosome to Golgi. The record is from RefSeq and is a predicted model, not a curated record. The transcript has 2 exons. Lineage: Eukaryota; Fungi; Ascomycota; Sordariomycetes; Xylariales; Microdochiaceae.
AACCACCAUAAGCAACCUCGCCAUUGAGAGGCACAGCAAUUACGGCGGUCAUUCGACUCAGACUCGCGCGGCUCCGGCAUAGCUUGCCAACCUCGAUCCUUGGCGCAGAUAACAUUGCCCUGGCUGUACCGCCGCCACAUCCUCCAUUUCAACAAUGUCCACGAUAGCUUCGCCUCGUGAGCCGAGCUCCCCCUUCCCUCGAAGAGUCCCGUCUCAGUCCAAUGCAACACCGACAUCCUCCAACCGGCCAUCUCUCGACCUCCCACGAUCCGCGGCCGGCUCACCAAGCCCCACUCCCGUCUCUGCUGCUUUCCCGAGCCCUGGCCUGCCCGGAGGCGCCACCAGCGCACCCAAUGCCGCCGGCCCGGGACGCCGCAACCGCGCAGCCCUGCGCGAGUACUACAACCUCCGGAGCAAGCAUGGCGCAGCUAUACCUCCCACCCCGUCCGUAGAGGUGACAGAGCCCGAGGAUGACGGCGUCUCGGCAUACAGCGAAGUUCCAGCCAGCGAGAUGGACAAGGACGGCUUCGACCCAGAGGCCUUCAUCGCGCAAGCAUUGGCAGAGAAGGGCCUCGACGAGCUGCUUCGCCUAUACACCAGGGUCCUGGGCGAGACUCGCGCGCUGGACGCUGAGAAGAAGGCGCUUGUUUACGACAACUACUCGAAGCUGAUUGCAGCGACGGAGACAAUAAGAAAGAUGCGCACAAACAUGGACCCUCUGAACCCGAUGGCGUCUACGCUCGAUCCUGCCAUUGCACAAAUCUAUACACAAGCGUCCCAGAUCCGGGACAAUCUACGUAAAACGAUACCCGCCCCCGAUGAAGCGACAAAGGCGCCAGAAGAAGCGGCAGCGCGCAGAACGCGAACGAAGAAGCUCGCGCUAGCUGUGCUCGAGACGCCCGCGAAGCUUCGUGAACUGGUCAGCGAGGGCCGAGCGGAAGAAGCCAGGCAGGCAUGGAAACUGCCAAAGCGAUUGCUACUGUCGUGGAAAGAACAAGAGGUAGGCGGAGUCGAUGUGGACGCUUGCCUGCAGGACGGCGAGGCAGCUUUGCGUGGCGAACCCAGCCAAUUCGACUGGCGCAAGGGGAGUGACGACCAGGAAGACAGCGAGUCGGAUGAUGAGUAGUGCCACGCCUCUACUGCGGGACUGAAUGAUACCCAUCGACACUACGAGCAACAGCUGUCAACGGACCAGGCGU